Molecule: messenger RNA, 1368 nt
Organism: Peniophora sp. CBMAI 1063
Lineage: Eukaryota; Fungi; Basidiomycota; Agaricomycetes; Russulales; Peniophoraceae
Source: the annotation of a GenBank genome assembly
AUGUCCCCCUACCUGUCCAGACGGACCUCACAUGAAAUUUCUUCGGGAACUAACACGUCGAGCUCGACGGAGCAUCACCCUUCUACACGCUCGCACGCCACCCACUCCCUCGACUGGAGGUUUCCUCCGUUGGAUAUUGAACGGAGAUAUGCGUACACUCUAUCUCACCGGGGUGUUCACGAGCCGCACACUGACUGCCCGAACUCCCUCAACUGCUUCCCCGAUAUCGAAACGAAACCUAUAUCCCCGACCUCCGCACUUGUACGCUGCGCCAUUCUCGAAAGCGAAACAGGCCAUCUCGACGUCAAAGAUAUUACUAUUGCUCUACAACUCAAAUUCCCCUACUUUUGUACUAUUGGCGGUACGAGUGAACUCGAGCGAUCUAUACCUCAUGCUCUGGCAAUGAACCCAUGCUUUGUUCGACGGGAAAGCUGGACAGGGGAUCUAUGGUCGGUGGAAAGAUUAACGUCGAUUACGGCCUAUCGACUCGGAAACACGACCUCCCAAACCUUGCUAUCUCCGCAAACCGCCGUGACCGUCUCUUCCCCUCACCCUGACGCAUCUGUACGUCUUGCGAGUGGCACCACAUAUCCCAUCGGAUCCACCCGCGGUCCUGCCGAUCACGAGCCUGGGGGCCAACGCUCCGACUGGACAGCGGUGCCAUCUUUGGAAGUGACCUCCGACAGUUACACUCCUUCAUUCGGCAGAGCCAGCUAUACGUAUCUUGUCGACGAGAACGGGAAACACCCAAGCCAUGUAGACUGUGUCAGCUCCCUCAGCUGUCUUCCUGAUACAAACGGCAAACCGAACUGUAUCUGGAACAUACUCUUACGCGCGGCCAUCCUCGGGAGCCCCGACCGACGACUCUCCAUCAGAGAACUGUAUCAGGAACUGAUGAACAAGUUUCCCUACUAUGCAAGGCUGUCGCCGGACGAGCUGCAAAGAUGGAAGCAAACCAUCCGCCACAAUCUCUCAGUCUUCAGCAUCUUCGUCAAGAUUGACAAACAACCCGGGGACCCGAUAUGGGGCUCCUACUGGACGAUCGAUCUGGACGCAUCACUCCAGGAGGUCAAACGUCCGCUGAAGCGCGCAGGCGGCGCGAUCAAGCCGGCAUCCCUGCGAUCACCCAGAGUCGAACAUCGAUUCGUGGGACCUCCUACUCCGAGUCCACGUCGGAUCGAGCACCGUGCGCCAACGGAGUAUGGCUAUCCUGUCCCUCUGACGAUCCCUCCAGCGAAGGCUGUCACGGCGCAGGCUCGUGAAGAUGAUGAGCGGACUGCAGGCGAAGACGGAAGCGGGUUAUCUAGCGCGGCCGGCUCUGCGUCGGGAAAAGCCAGCCAGGCUUGUGAGACAUGUACAUGCAUGUAA